GCGCUAAUCAUUAUACUUCAUUCAGCGGCGUCUAAUCGUCGUAGCUCACUGACCGCGUUCAUCUCGUUAAGCUGGUCGAAGUGCUCGACCUCACUCACAUGCAAUGAAACAAGCUCUUUCUCUCCUCAUAUUCUCAUUAUAUGGACUCUUAGCAUCUGCAACAGAUGUAUAUCUACAUCCCGUCCCUGCAUCGCUGACAAGUUCAUCAGAACUAUCCUCGCAGGAAGCGAACCAACUGCUUGCGCAGUACCUUGGGCUUGAACGCUUUCAAUGGCUUCAAGGUGAAGGUCUGACAGAGAAUUUGGAGGCGUAUACCCAGAGUGAGGGUGGGUUUGUUGGAAAAGGGUUGGACAAUGCCGUUGUGCUUAGCAUCAGUGAAGAAGAGAUCCCAGACAUUGUACCGCCAGAACUUACGAGGACACUUUCUGUGGAUGUCGCACCAUUGACUCUGUUGCCGCAAUAUGUCCAACAAGCGGAAUCCAUUUACACCGAAGUGUCACGUUCACCCUCUCUUUCGCAUACCUACUCUCCAUCAUCACAGCCUGAGAAACCGCAACGACUCCUUGACAUCUUCUCCCUUCCUGCUACCGCCGAGUCGGCUACCUUCCUAGCAGACCUUUCAUCUCUCGUCGACUUCACCAAUGACCUCGACGACUCAGACUCUCAUUUCGGCGCCUUCGACCUCUCUCGAAGCCUGAAUAACCUCACAAAGAGCGUCGGCCGGGAUUCAGAAGCGUACAAUAUGGCGACCAAUGUCAUCAAAGCGACUCUCAGCAAGGCUAUAUCCGAACCUAACCUCAGGCUCGUCCUCUUCUCCGUCCCCAAGUCUCAACUUCUUCCAAGACGCGCCACCGGGCAUUCUCGUUCAAAGCGUCAACAACCCCCACAAUCACCCUUCCCACCACCUCUUCCUCACCCGGCCGAACCCAUUGGAGCCAUCUCCACUUGCUACAACUCCGAAGCCACAUGUACGAACGCGACCUCUAGUUGCAGCGGCCACGGUUCCUGCAUCAGUGCCAGCAAAGCAGGCAAAACUUGUUUCGUGUGUGCAUGUGAAGUGACUACGAUCGAAACUGGCAAAGGCAAGGGUACGAAUGCGAAGAAGACCAUUAGGUGGGCUGGGGAUAAGUGUGAGAGAAAGGACGUCAGUGGGGACUUUGUUCUGAUUGUGGGUACGGUCGUUGGGCUGAUUGUGAUGAUUGUUGGGAGCGUGGCUUUGUUGGCUGGUGUUGGAAGUGUGGAGUUGCCGAGCGUGCUUACGGGAGGUGUCGUUGCUGGGUCGAAGAGAGAUUGAAUGGUCGCCUUUGGGAUUCGUACGGACAAGGUCUUGGACUUUUCCGUUACCUUUGCGUACUUUUCAGUUCACUAUUGAUUAUCACCGCAAGCUGCAUGCGUUAAGUAUAUUUGUCCACUCUUCGACCUAACUCAGCCCAGCUUGGGAAAUGUCAGACGCUCGCUCGACUCCUUUCGCUUUGACUACCAUCUGAGUUUUGAACUCGUCUCAAAACACUGCCCUGUUGGCCCCUGUAUACCAGCCGUGAUUCGACACAAAUCCUGUGCGAAACUAUGAAGCCUCUUUCCUAACUUGCGGCUGUUUGUGGACCGGUAUUAAAUUAGGCCACAUCAG
Molecule: messenger RNA, 1627 nt
Organism: Somion occarium
Lineage: Eukaryota; Fungi; Basidiomycota; Agaricomycetes; Polyporales; Cerrenaceae
Source: the annotation of a GenBank genome assembly